Messenger RNA from Acyrthosiphon pisum (pea aphid), 1171 nucleotides. Its product is annotated as mucin-1-like. Lineage: Eukaryota; Metazoa; Arthropoda; Insecta; Hemiptera; Aphididae. The transcript is spliced from 5 exons. The coding region runs from base 509 to 1039 and encodes 176 amino acids. The record is from RefSeq and is a predicted model, not a curated record.
AUUAUUAAUAAUCAUUUCAGUGUACCUACUUUACUGUUUAGUGUUAAAUGUGUAAAAGUAAAAUUGAAAUCUCCGAAAAAGAAUCUUUUACCUAUUGAGUAUUUAAGUAUUAAUAUAAUUAAAAAAUAACUUAUCAUGAAUACCCAAAAAAUUAAUUGGGACAACAUUGAUGAGCAUAUUUUUGAAGUUAAUGAGGAAGAUGAAGGAUUAAUAAUUGAAGACAUCAACACAAUUGAACAUAAGUAAAUAACAAUGGACUUCUGAUGGAACUAAGCUUUUAAUAAGUCUCAGGGUUUCAUAUGCAAAACAAUUUUUAAAAGCCAAAAAGAAAGGGAAAAAAAAUGAGCUUUGGGAAAUCAUAUCAAAUGAAAUGCUUGAAAAGAGGUAUAAAUUUUCAUCCAGACAGUGUGACGAGAAAUUGAGACGUCUUCUUACUCAGUAUAGACGAACACACGAUGCCAUGAAAACGUCUGGAAAUAAUGCAGUUUAAUGGCAGUACUACCACUUAAUGCAACAAGCUUUAGAACCUAUAGGGAAAAAACAAACUAUGUCACCGUCAAAGAGCUUGUUGCAUGAAUCAUCUAUUUCACCAUUGGUAUAUCGAUCUCGUCCGUCUGUUUCAUCUACACUAUCUCAACAACAUUCGCCUGUUUCAUCUGCAACAUCUGAAUAUAGUGGUGAAUUUGUUUCACUUCCAAUAGUUCAACAACAUAUGUCUGUUUCAUCUCCGGCGUCUGAAUAUAGUGGUGAUACCGUUUCAACUCCAAUAGUUCAACAACAUACGUCUGUUUCAUCUCCGGCGUCUGAAUAUAGUGGUGAUACCGUUUCACCUCCAAUAGUUCAAAAACAUACAUAUCUGUCAACUCCAACCUCCCAACGUUGCGAAUCACCAAAAAAUACAAAAACCCAUUGGAUGAAAGAGAUAAUUGCUUUCAAACAAGUGCAAAAUGAUGCAUUAACCAAACGGCUUGAUAAAUUAGAAGAAAGAGAGGGCGAGAUGCUCAGAGUUCAACAACAGCUUGUAGUUAAACUAGAAUAAGCUAAUGAUAUUGAGAAACAAAAAUUAGAGCUGUUUAGAACCAUGUUUAGUGGUUAGUUUUUCAAUAUAUCAUGUUACAUAUUUGUAUUAUUAUUACAAUCAUAAAAAGUACUAAGAAUGAUGAGUAAAUUA